This is a messenger RNA of Pieris rapae (cabbage white), 4505 nucleotides long. RefSeq names its product G-protein coupled receptor dmsr-1-like (gene msR). Gene Ontology annotation, molecular function: G protein-coupled peptide receptor activity. The transcript has 4 exons. Gene Ontology annotation, biological process: G protein-coupled receptor signaling pathway. NCBI's taxonomy places the organism in Eukaryota, Metazoa, Arthropoda, Insecta, Lepidoptera, Pieridae. The record is from RefSeq and is a predicted model, not a curated record. Gene Ontology annotation, cellular component: membrane. Bases 301 to 1440 code for a protein of 379 amino acids.
AAUGAGAGCGUCUCCGUCGUAGCACGCUUGACACAUUCAGUCAAACGACGUUCGCGGCGCUACGUAAAUAAUUCUAUGCACGAUGUUUUUGCCCCUAAGAACAUUGAGGAAUUGUUAGCUUCUAACUUUUAUCCCAUAAUCUUUGUCGACUAUGUCACGUUUAGGACAAAUGACUGUUGGUCCAACGAUGUUUGAAGUGUUUACAUGUGGUUAGCAACUUUCAAGUUAGAACAAACUGUUAAAGUGUGAAAAUGUCAACGUUUGUAAGCUUCUGAUCGCCAAGACUAAAACCCGUAAGGUAUGUCGAGUUUGGAGAGUGAUGGGGAUGUCGCGGCUUACUGUUUGCCUGGUGGACAAGAAUUCCAACGUGUUUACGUGAAGAUUCAUGGCUAUAUAGCCUUACUAAUUUGCCUUCUCGGAUCUAUCGCAAACUCCGUCAACAUCGCUGUACUAAGCCGCAAGGAAAUGAUUUCAUCGACGAAUUCCAUCCUAACAGCGCUCGCUGUUGCAGAUCUAUUAGUUAUGCUAGACUACGUCCCCUUUGCGCUGCACAUCUACAUCAAAAUUGGUGCAAAUCUUAAUAGGAAUUCUUACGCUUGGGCGGUGUUCGUGUAUUUUCACUCGAUUUUCAGUCAGACAUUUCACACUAUUUCCAUAUGGCUGACCAUUACGCUUGCAGUCUGGAGAUACAUAGCUAUAAAGUUUCCCCAGAAGAAUAGAACUCUAUGCAACAAGCGAAAUACAAAUAUUGCAAUUGGAUUUGCAUAUGUAGUGUGUCCAAUCGUGUGCCUUCCAAUUUAUUUUGCAAUGCACAUACAAGAGGUACCAGCGACGAAUAGAGAGUCGAAUGCAACGAUAAAUGCAUCUAUACACCAAAACGAAUCUUCAAUAAGAGAACCUGUCUAUGCAUUAACUAUGACAAAUAAUAAAGAAUUGUUGACAGCUAUAUUUUGGAUAUACAGUGUAUUUCUAAAACUUAUACCCUGUAUAGUCUUGUCAAUUUUUAGUUUUUGUUUGAUAUUGAAAAUGAAAUCUAGCGACAAGAGAAGACAAAAGCUUUUGAAUAAAUCGGCAAUUACAGCAACAGAGGGUGAAAAAGGCCGACUACACGAAGAUGGUAAGCGUGGUGGAAGUCGCACAGACCGCACUACCCGGAUGUUGGUCGCUUUAUUGGGCCUUUUCCUAGCCACGGAAUUGCCACAGGCUCUGUUUGGUCUACUGACAGCUAUUGCUCCACAAUUGUUUGAAAUUUGCUAUUAUGCUUUUGGUGAAGUAAUGGAUUUGAUGGCGUUGGUGGGAUCAGCUGUUAACUUUGUGCUGUACUGCAGCAUGAGCCGCCAAUUCAGGUGCACGUUCACCCGUCUGGCUCGUAAACUACUUCCGCUUCCUGCUCGGGCUGAGAGCGAACCCCUGACUACAACAUCUACGGUGAAAGCGUAGCGAGUGCGUAGCGCAGCUACGACAGCUGCUCAGCUUUGAUAACAAUUUAGUGCUACUGUUACAGUCAAUUAUGGUGAACGACAGCUUUCGAAUCGCACUUUACUUUUGAAAGUUUAAGUAAAUUUAAAUGAAAUAAAUGAAAUGAAUAUAAUGUAAAUGAUUUAGUUGGAUUAAUAUUUAAGGAUGCAAAAGAAACUAUUGUUUCCUUACAUAGAGUGUCAGUCUAGGUUAAAACUUAAAAGUGCAUAUUAAAGGCAUGAACCGGGAAAGAUGAAAACCUAAAUUUUUGCUAUACUUCCUCUCGUGAAAUCCUUUCCUCCGGGACGUGUCCUUCAACAUGUUUUAUACAAAGUAAACUCCUGCCAUGAGUCCAUUAAAAAAGGUCUCUUUUGUUUUUUGUGAAUAAAACUGAAAUGAAAUUCCGCGUUACUAUGUCAAAUGGUAAUGAUUACGUAGUCAUUAUUAUAUUUGUAAAUGCCAUAUUUAUCUGUGUUCUAAAAAUACUUUGUAUAUUCAGUAAUUGAAAGCCAUUUUCUUCAGACUUUUUUUGCAGUUAAAUUAUAUAUGGAAUCUUUUUGGCUUACAAUUCUAUUUUUAAUGUUGACAGUAAGCCCUCUGACUACGUGAUGAAUGUAUGUAUAUAUGUUGCCAUAAACCUCAAUGUUACUACGGAAUACUUAUCGAAAUAUUUCUAAACUUUAGUACGUCAUUUUAGGUUUAACUAUGUAAAAAUAACGAUGUUAAUUAUUGUAUUGAUGGAUAUUAUAAUUAUAGGUCAUGGAAUGUUAAGUGUAAUUGAUGUUUAAAUAAAACGUAAAAUUCAUAAUGUAAAUGAAUAUUAGGCCAUAUAUCUAAUUGUUGUAAUUAGGACCACUAUAGAAUUUAUUUUAAAUAGGAGAUAUAUAUUUAAUACGGCACAAAAGGAAGGAAGGAAACAAAAGUAGAUUAGAUUAACUUUGCCAUCGGUAGCUGAAACUAACUGACGAGAUGUUGGUUGGCUAUUCCGUUGAGACACAAUGAGUCCUAUCGCAAAAGUAAACACAAGGUUCGGUUUGUUAAUAGAAAAUUAGUGACGGAUGAGUGAGUUACGAACACAAACACUUCGUUGUGAAAUUAUUAUAUGCCAGUAUAUACUAUCCCAAGAUCAAGAUACAGAUACAAUAUUAUUACGAGGUGUCGCAAUAUACUAAUUAUUUAGGUUAUAAGUGUAUUAUGUUUAAUAUAUUUCUGUAUACGGUAAGACAAAAGUAUGUCAUGAAAUUAAAACAGUCAGAUGUUCGAACAUUCGAAAACAUUUUGAAACUUAUUUGAAUUGAUAAAAAAUUCUGUAGACCAUGUAUCCCCAAGAAAACUUAUGUAUAUUUUUUUCUUAAAUUAGCGCAGUUUAGAAGACGGGGCACAUCAAAUUAGUAAUAUUUUGCAAAGUGGUUUUUUGUUUCUUUAGUUGACGUUUUUUAAUUGUUUAAAAACUAUUACUCGUUAAAGUCAUCAAUUAGCAAACUUCGCUAUGAGUAGGGUGUAUAAUUUAGGGCAUCCUCGACGAUAGACAUUGUUAUAAUAACCCAAAUCACUUUGUCUGCGUGUCACGACGUUGUCAUUCGAGAUAAGGUAGGGUUCAUAUAGCUGACUAACCUUUUCAUACUUACUAGUGACAAUAGCGUACAAUUUGAAUAUAUAUUUAAAUAUCGUGAAAAUUAUGUUAGCAUGUGGUUUUCUUAAGUGAAAAAAAUAUACUAAUUUCGUAAAGUAAAUGUAACAUACGAGCCGUUUGUCCAAAAGAAAUAAACUUGAUUAAAAAUACUACGCACAAUUACUGCGUAUUAGGCGUAUUAGCAACGUAGCGAAAUGCGAUAAAGCUACAAGAUACACAUUAUAGUAGUAUCUCUACGCCAUAGCCCAAUUGUCACAACAUAUUUCUAUCUGCCGCUUAAGGAAAUAUAUAAUGCGUUUAGCGUGUCCGAUCACGUAAAUAUCUAUUAUUCUAUGGCUGAACUUGAUUCAAUAACACUUUAAUGUCCGACGUGAAACAAUACGCGCAAGUAAAACAAAAGAUGUCUUGAGAUAUAUGAGAAUUCUGAUCAUUAAUCCGCUUACGUAUUGUUCGACUGAGGGUUACUCUGAAACAAGAGUCGAAUUCGUGUGUCACUCUUUGUUAUAUUAUUGACAAAGGAAGCAGAAUGCGUCAUUCAUUUUGAUAAUUAAAAUUACUACAUAAGUUCUCUUUGUUGAGAUAAAAUCAAACAAAAUUAUUUCUUUUCAUUAAAUUCGCUUUGUUCAAGAUUUAAUUUCCGUUUCUCCGGAAUCAUUUACCGUAGCGUUUGAUAUCAUAUAAAAGGAUUUCGGAUUACAUAGAUUUGACAUGUAUUUAACCAGGACUGUUGGUACAAAGGUUUAUUCUCUUAACCAUUUCCUUUCAAUUAGAGAGAUAAAAGCAUUCCAGUCAAAUUUUUACACUGGAAUUUUUUAAUCUCUCUAAUUCUCUGGAAACUUUCAUUACAAGAAGAAUUUAUAUCACUACAUCAAUGUUUUAAACAAAUUAUGCCAAAAUGUUGUGAGUUCUUAAAGGUUAAAAUUACAUCUUGUUUUGUCGCGAUGUUUUUUGCAAUUAAAAAAAAAAUAAUUUUAUCUAAUAUCAAUUCUUUAUCUAAAAUUAAAAUAAAUUAUCUAAAAUAAAAUUUGCUUACUAACUCAUAUCUAACUACUAUUACCAGAGUUACAAAAUAUAUCUAUCCAAUUAUCCUGCCCAUACGUUUCUCGAUACAGGUCUUAUUAUUUUUGACAUCUUACCUUGACGACCUCAUUUAUCCUGUCGAUAAGUAUCUGCGUCUAAUCACCUCCGAGGACUCGACCCACCCAGCUGUGCCCAAACUGUCAAGUCGAGGUGUUAUUUAUUUAAUUUUAAUAUUGUUUAUUUCAAGUUUGUUCUACCACUAACAAUGUUGUUCAAUAAAUUAUCUUCAGUGGUUGAUAAAUUUUUAUUUUAUUUAUUAACACUUCGUUGCAUUACAUAAAAGGAAAAUAUUAAACAUAAUUGAAUGACAAGCAACUGGCGGCCUUAUCGCUUU